This is a messenger RNA of Venturia canescens, 525 nucleotides long. RefSeq lists its product as uncharacterized. The transcript is spliced from 5 exons. The record is from RefSeq and is a predicted model, not a curated record. Bases 46 to 525 code for a protein of 159 amino acids. Lineage: Eukaryota; Metazoa; Arthropoda; Insecta; Hymenoptera; Ichneumonidae.
UUUCUCACAGCACGGGCACACAUUAUAUGUACGUACUGUACUAGGAUGUUUUUAUUCCCAGAAGAGGCGUACCCGAUAUUUUUCAGUAAAACAAGAAGAAAAUGGGGUCGGCGAGUCAACUCCUGCGUAUGUCUUUCAGUGACAGCAGGCUCCUUGACAUCGCCGCGUAACAAAUCGUGGAAUGGUCCACGGACGGAGCUCGCUACUAUAUAUAUAUGUGAGCAUCAUCACGGCAUGGAGGUUUGGAGUUUGCUCCGGGCUCAAUUCACGCGGGGCACGUCGACAACAGUUUUUUUUUCCAUUCCGGAAAAACGAGGCUCGUAUCAAGGCAGUUCCGUUUUGUGCAGGCUUGGUGUGAAUAAAACAACUGGGAAUGAAGACUCGACGAGGAGUUUUGGUUACAAACUCUCCAAUUCAAGUGCGCCGUUCCAUUGUGAAGUGAAUCAUCAGCCCUCCAAUCUCCUACUAACGAUUUUAAUGAGCCUUAGGCGCUUCUUCGGUAGAGAAUUAACUCCAGAAUUCUGA